Prosopis cineraria is the source of this 2518-nucleotide messenger RNA. RefSeq names its product receptor like protein 21-like. Lineage: Eukaryota; Viridiplantae; Streptophyta; Magnoliopsida; Fabales; Fabaceae. The record is from RefSeq and is a predicted model, not a curated record. Gene Ontology annotation, molecular function: protein binding. The transcript has 5 exons. The coding region runs from base 101 to 2359 and encodes 752 amino acids.
GGAUAGGGCUUUCGUGAUCUCAUGAACACCCAUAAUCUUAAUCCUAAAAGGCUAUAUUGAAUGAGAGUGAGAAAUUGAAGAAGUUGUGAGAGAUUGAAGAAUGGGACGUUCAGUACGAGAACAAGUGUGGUGGGUGGUGGCGAUUGUUACAUUUUUAGGGUUCAAAGGGGGAAGUAAGGCGUGUUCGGAAGAAGAGAGAGAAGCUCUUCUCAAACUGAAAGAAUCUUUCAAUCAUCCAAAUGGCUCGUCUCUUCCUUAUUGGAAUAACCUUACCAGUUCUGAUUGUUGUAGCUGGGAGGGAAUCAGCUGUGACAACACUCAGAGAGUGAUAAGCCUUCUUCUGAAUCAUACAAGAGGUCAAGAGUUGGAACACAUCAAGUGGUCUUUGAAUGUUUCUUACUUUCUCCCUUUCCAUAAACUCAGAGAUUUGGAUUUGUCUGGAAAUUACUUGUCAGGGCUAUUUGGCGAAAUUAGAUUGGACAACUUGCAAACUUUGUAUCUGGACGAAAACAUGCUCACGGAAAUCCCAUUCCUUGAUAUUUCUCUUUCCUCCCGCAAUUCGAAGACUUCGGCUUUCUCUUUCAAUUCCUCCUUGUUGGCCUUGUCCCUUUUAAAGAAUAGCCUGAAAGGCUCACUACCACGGCAAGGAGGCUUAUGCAAUCUGAAGAAUCUGAAACUAUUGUCUCUUGGCCAUAACAAGUUUGAGGGUCACCUUCCUUCAUGCCUCAAUCAUUUGACAUCUCUUCGGGUGCUUGAUCUUCAAUACAAUAGUUUUGAAGGACCCUUCCCUUCCUUGCUCUUUCAAUCUCUAAAGUCCCUCAGAAUCAUUUCUUUAGAAGAAAACCAUUUCACUGGCAUAGCAUCGCUUUCUUUGCUGGCCAACCACUCCAACCUUAAACUCUUCUCAAUUUCAUGCUCUAGUAAUCCCAGUCUCAAGCUCGAAACUGAAAAUCCCCCAUUUUUCCCUUCUUUCCAAUUAAAGAUUUUCAGCGUAGUCAAGUGCAAUAUGAAUGAAGUAAACAAUCACAGAAUACCCUCUUUUCUUCUUCAUCAACAUGAAUUGAGACUUCUGCAACUUACUUUUUUGAACUUUCCAGCAAGUUUCCCACAUUGGCUUUUGACAAACAACAGCAAGUUAGAUUCUUUCAAUGUCAGCAACAACUUAUUGACUGGUCCCUUUGAGCUCAACUCCACCUCAAAAUUACUUGACAUGCAAUAUUUUGAUGCUUCCUCUAACCCUAUUAAUGAUAAAAUCCCUCCUCAUAUUGGCUCUGUUUUUCCCAACUUGCUUUCUUUGAACAUGUCUUCGAGUUCCUUACAGGGUGAAUUUCCAGCUUCAAUCAGUGACAUGGGACAGCUGAACUCACUAGACUUGUCCAAUAACAAUAUGUCUGGCUGUUUACCCCAAGAAUUUGGGAAGGGCAGCAAUGAUUUGAGGUCUCUAAAGCUGUCAAACAACAACUUAAUUGGCCCAUGUUUACCAGUUGGUUCAAACUUUGCACAUUUGUUGUCUGUGGAUCUAAGUAGCAACAACUUCAAAGGAAAACUACCAGAUGGGAUCAGUAAGAGUUCGGAAUUAAGAAUGUUGGAUUUAAGUUCCAACCAACUCUAUGGUGAAAUGCCUAGCUGGAUUGGAAACUUAAAGCAUUUGAGUUACCUCAUUUUGUCUCAAAAUUCUAUGGUAGGUCCAGUACCAGAAAGCUUUUGCAAUUUGGUUGAACUUUCAUACCUAGACCUUUCGCAAAACAGAUUCAAUGGCACUUUUCCAAGCUGUGUGAAUAUGCCAUCAUUGAGGUACUUGCAUUUGCAGGGAAAUGAUUUUACUGGCCCCAUUCCUUCUGUUUUCGCCAAAUCUCCCAUGCUAUUAACUUUGGAUGUGGCAAAGAACAGAUUUUCAAGUCAAAUUCCCUGGUGGUUAAAGUCGAUGUUGAAUUUAAGAGUCCUUCUCCUAAAAGGAAACAAGCUUGAUGGUUCCAUUCCUAUGGAAGUGUGCAGGCUCAAGAACAUAAGCAUACUAGAUCUGUCACAAAACAUGCUUUCCGGAGGGAUACCACAUUGCUUGAAUAACGUCACAUUUAUAAAGCAGGAUGUGAUGGGAGGAGCCAAAAUAGGAAAAUUUGUUGUACCCUGGUCUACAAGAAGCCCGUUAUUUGUCAUAAAUGGUACAAGUGGUGAGCUUCUCCAAGGUGAAUAUGAAAAGAAUUUUUCAUGGUACGAGGAAAUAGUGGUGAACUUCAUGUCAAAAAGCAGGUACGAAUCAUAUGAAGGAAAUAUAUUAGAUUUCAUGGCUGGCCUAGACCUCUCGGACAACCAUUUGACAGUUGUACUCUUUGUCUGCCUUUUUUGUGGCUCACAAUAAUCUAUCUGGUAUGGUGCCUGACAUGAAAAACCAGUUUGCAACUUUUGAUCGAAGUUCUUAUGAAGGGAAUCCUUUUCUUUGUGGCCCACCUCUACAGCACAUUUGUUCAUCUCUUGAUGAACCAGCAGGGAGACAAAUACACCCACAUUCUGCUAAAGU